UUAUCGAUAGUUGGAUUCUUGCCGACAUUAAGUAAAGUAACAUAGGCAACACGUUGUUUGCAAAAUUAAUUGAUUAGAUUUUAUUUGUUUUUUAUAUAUACAAUGUUAUAAUUAUAUUUAUCGGUCAAGUGAAUAAGAAACAUUUAGUUUACUGGAAAAUAUUAGCAGCUUGUCUAUUAAAGGACGUGUAAAGGCAGCCACACACCUCGCGUAAAAAUGGCGCAAAAUGCACCCAACUGUAAAGACACACAGGAAAUUCAAUUCAAAUUGCACGACAAGUUUUUGGCGUUUCGAAAAUGUGGCGAUCCGCGCAGCAACGUGAAUCUAUUAGCAGUCUCCAGCAGUCGAGGACUGCUCUUUGCCGGCAAUCCCAAUGCGCCGGAAUUAAAAAUCAUCAUCGUUAAGGAUAUAGCUGCAGCCAAGACGAGCGGAAAGCAGCCUUUGGCGCGACUCGUCAAUCUACCUAAUAAGCCCAACAUAAUAUCCUGCAGCGCCGAUGGAAACCUGCUGGCCAUUAACUAUACGCAACCGAAUGGCACCAGCAUGCUGCCCAUAUAUGCCGUGCAGUCCUUUAUGAGCCCCGAGGUUCGAAUCGUCUAUAAUAUACGAUUAGCUCCCGAGGAUAAUGUCCUCGGGUUGCAGCUGCUGUGGAAUCCAGUGCUGCCUAACAGCUUGGCCGUGGUGCUGAGCAACGGAGGAUUGGCAAUGUAUGCCCUAAAGGAUGGCGGCAAUUUCGAGGUGCAUUCGCUGGACAAGAGUCAGCAGGUGAAGUGCGGCUGCUGGUCGCCCAAGGGCAAGCAGCUGGUGCUCGGCUUUCCCAGUGGUCGCCUGCAACAGUUCAAGCCGGAUCUGACACCUGCCAAGACGCUGCCUUGCCCACCUAAUGUGCACGAUGGCCCCUUCGACACGAUUGCCGUGCACUGGUUGUCCACGUUCCAGUUUGCUGUGAUCUUCUUGCAGCAGGGCGAAGACUGUAACCCUGCCUUGUACAUAGUUAAUGCACCCAAGGCGGGCGUGCCCACCUAUACGAACUACUACGACAUUUGCUACAGUCUAAAUGGACCACGCAGUCAUCAGUUCCAAUUCACGCAUGUGCCCCAGUGGAAUCUUCUCUUGGUUAGCUCUGCAAACGGCGUGGAAGUCGGAGUACUGGGCACCUCGGAGACGGGCGAUACGCCCAGCUGGCAGCAGCUAACGUUGCUGGACGAGGCGCGCAUUGAGAUGCCGCUGAGCGAAGCUACACAGGAGGAGACAUUCCCAUUGGGCUUCGCCAUGGACAUCUCCAGCACACAUCAGCUCAGCAUCAACGACCAACAGCUGCCCACCAUGCCUAUGGUCCAUGUUCUGGGCACCGAUGGCACCUUGCUCACCUUUAACUUUCUCAAUCUACAGCCGGGAGCCGUUUCCAUUUGUUCUCCGCCGCCGCCCUUGGCGGACACUUCAGGAAAAUUUGUUACACUGGAUGCUCUAUUGGGCGCCGAGCAGCAGCCACCAGCAGCUGCGUCAGCAGCAGUUGCACCUGCAGCGCCUGCAGCUUCAGUAGAGGCCAGUACGCCCGCCCCUCUUCAAGACAUGUCCUUUGCCUUCACAUCUAACAUAGUCACUUCCACUCCGGCGCCCACGAAGGAUAAGCCGUCGUCGAUGUUUGCUGGCUUUGCUGCCAGCGAGGCCAACAAAAUGCCGUCCACGUUUAGCAGUGGUUCCACUGUGCCUCUUAGCUUCGGCGCUGCUGCAGCCAAUUCGAUGCCUGCGCCCAGCUUUGGCGGCUUUGGAGCGGGCAAAGCUGCACCCACGGCAUCGACAUCUAUGUUUAGCCUGCCAGUCGGGGGCAACAGUGCACCAAGCUUUGGCAACUUGAAGGCAGCUGCUCCUGCGCAGCAGCCACUCUCGACCAUGCCAUCGGCCGCGUCUGUUGCCAAUAAGGGCACCAGCAGCAGCAAACCUCUUUAUACAGUGCCCCCUAUUUUCACGCCCGCUCCCGCUGCCACUGCUACCCCGAAGCAGCCGCCGGCGGCAAGCAAGAGCUCCGAUUUCAGCGCUGGCGAAGUGGACGAUGUGAUCGUAGAGAUCAUGAACGUGCAGAUCAGCGCGUUCACUGAGCAGAUCGAGCAGCAAAAGCAGCAGACACGAGCCGUACUUGCUCAGAUUGAGUCGCCAUCCACGAUCAAGUCCUAUGCCAAGCGACUGGAGGAUCUGCAAGAGCUAAACGAUCAAGCGAACGAUGUAGACUUCGAGCUGGAUGUUCAGGGGUUGCGUCAUGCUCUGAGCGAAGCCUAUGUCAUGACCGCCGACUGUCGCGCCAAGCUAGAGGUCUUCAAGAAGCCAGACAUAACGCGCCUGAUGACUUCCACAAACUUUGAUGCAGCUGGACGUCGUAUACUAUCCCGACUGCAGAGCUACUUGGCUGCCAACCAGGCGCAGCUGCAGCAGGUUCAGCAGCAAAUCGACGCUCAAUGGGAGCAGUACCAGGACGUGCUGCGUCGCAAUUCCAAGUCGAAAAUGAAUAUGCCCUGUUUGGAAGGCAUCUAUCAGCGUUUGACGCGUCUGCAGAACUCGACCUCCGAUCAGCGCAUCCUGCUGAACAACAUUAAAUCGAAACUAAAGGAGCGCGGAUUGCUGCAGUCCGCCAUGUUAAACCAGGAGUCCAGUCGCAAUCGUACUAACGAAGCCGUCGACACUUUGGCGGACUCCAUACUCUCUAUGAAUUUGAGCCAUGUGGUAGACACAAACCGCGCCAAGCUCUCACAGCAGAAGCUCAAGAGCAUACGACAGCUGCUGCAGCAGCGCCCCGUGACCGUCAUCCGUCCACAAAGGCCGGAUCGUGUGGGUCUUAAGUCAGAAGUUAUUUUGGAGACAAAGCUCAAAGCAGAGCUCAAGAAAAAGACAGAGACGCAAGCAGCCGCAGCCACCACUGCAGCUGCGCGCGCUAAGCCAGCUGUGGCUCACAAGGCAACUCAGGCAGCUGCUGCAGUGCCCACGCAGCUGGCCAAACCCACUGCCUCCAAACCUACCACCUCCAAGCCGGCAGGCACUGCUGCCGGGGAGAAGGCGCAGAGCGUGCCUGCUGUGGCACCUGCAUUGGCGCCUACGCCUGCGCCGUCGUCGUUCAGCUUCAGCCAGAGCAGUCCGUUUGUGAAAACUACGGCGUCGACGGUGACCACGACUACGGUGAGCUCUGGCGAGGCUGCACAGCCCAAAUCAUCAUUCUUUGGUGGCGCUGCGCCAUUCAGCUUUGGUGGGGCGAAGCCCAUGAUGUCUUUUGGCGACCAAAGUGCGACGUCCACGUCGCAAAGUCCAGCUGCGGCUGCCUCCUCUCCCUUUGCGGGCUUUGGCAAUCUCAGUGUCAGUGUAGAAGCAGCCAAGCCUAAGCCAUCAGCUACACCCCCCAAGGAAGUGAGUGUGAAGCCUGCAGAGACUAAAAAGGAUAUGCCACCGCCUGUGGAUCUGUCAGCCCCCGCGGCUGCUGUUACCGAGUCUGCGAAGACUCAGGCACCAAGCAGCGGCGCAGCAAAAGCUGAGCCAGCUGGUAAGCCAUUCAGCUUCUCUGGCUUUGGCAGCAAUGCGGGCAGCACUGUUGGCGGCGGAAGUUCGACCUUCAGCUUUGGUGGCUUUGGCGGCUCACUCUUUGCAGCUACUACUUCUGCGCCUGCAGCUGCUCCAGCGGUUGCUCCUCAAGCGGCAACCACGACAACCGCAAGCAGCAGCAAGCCGGCUACAACAGCAGCGCCCACUGUGACAGAAGCAGCUACAGUUGCUACUCCUGCUGCAGGCAGCGAUGCAGCCAGUUCCAGCAGCGCUGGCAGCACCACUUCGUCUGCUGCAUCCAUUACCACCAGCAGUGCUCUGCCCAUUGACAAUUUAUUUGGCUCUGUGAACAUAUGCAAACCGCAGAGUAAGGACAACGCAGCAGUCACUGCACCGGCCAACAUCUUUAGUGGUUUCCGUCAAAGCGCCACUAGCAGCUUUCCAGCUGUUUCCGCCGCGGGCGAUGCCAGCAAGAGUUUGUUUGGUGGCUCAGUCAGCACUGGUGUUGCAGUUAGCCAACCAGCAGCAACACUAGCAACAACGACAACAGCAGCGUCUACAGGGUCAACAUUAGCAUCAGCAGCACCAACAGCAGCUACAGCUACACCUACAGUUGCGUUGCCAACACCAUCAGGAACACCAGUUGCAACUCCAAGUACAUCUGCAGCGCCAACAGUUGCUGGUGCCACAACAGCACCCACUUCCACAGCUAUGGGAGUCAGCAGCACGAAUGCAGCUGCUGCACCAGGCAGCAGCUUCUCAUUCGCGAAUUCCUUCAGCAACCUGGGCACGACAAGCGGCGCAUCUGGAGGCUCUACAGCAGCAACCAGCUCAGCCACAUCCGUGACGAGCAGUACACCUGGCUCAGUUUUUGGUGGGUCGAACGCCUUUACUCCCGCCACAACGGUCAGCAGUCCGUUUGGAGUCACUGCUCCUACUGCAGCUAGUGCUUCGCAGCCGCCGUCGGGCAAUAUUUUUGGCAAUGUGCCCAAGCCGGAGGCAAGCGUGUUUGCUACCAGCCCAGCUGCACCUCCCACUGGUCUUUUCGCGGCUGCAGCGACGAGCAACCCGUUGCCAUUUGGCAGCUCACCUGCCGCACCGGCUGCCACUGGCGGCAGCAUUUUUGGGCAAGCUACGGCUCUAAAGCCCUCCGGCUUUGGCACUGCUGCCAGUGGCGGCUCCAUUUUUGGUGGUGGCAGCAGUGCUGGCAGUCCUUCGCUCUUUGGCGGCGGUGCUGUUGGCGGAUCCUCCAUUUUUGGUGGCGCUGGCAAUAACACGCAAAGUCCUCCAGCCGCUGCGCCCUCUGGGCCCAUCUUUGGGCAGAGUGUAUUUGGUCAGUCGGCUGCCUCUGGUGGCGGAAAUCUUUUUGGCAAUGCCAGCUCUGCCCAAACUCAGCCAUCGGCCUUUGGUGGAGGCGGCUCAAUUUUCGGUGGCGCUGCCAGUACAACCUCGCCAAUUUCCUCAGGAGGUUCCAUCUUUGGGGGUGGCAGCAGCUCUGGUGGCUUUGGCAGCUUCAGCCAAACAACACCUACGCCUGGCGCUUUUGGCGGUGGCGGCGUCUUUGGCCAGAGCGGUGGCAACUCGGUAGCUCAAUCCGGGUUUGGCUCGCCUCAGCAGCAAACUCAACCGCCCACUGUUGCCUUUGGCGCCAAGCCCGUGUUUGGCGGUAGUCCUGCCUUUGGCGCAAGCCCCACAUUUGGUGGCGCGCCCACAUUUGGUAGUCCCAAGGGCUUCGGCACAUUUGGAACCAGCUCCGGCAUCGUAGCUCCUCCAGCUUUUGGUGCUCCAGCCAAGCCGCCAGAGGGUAAUAUCUUUGAAACGCUCGGUGGCACCGACACAGGUCUCUCCUUUGGCAACUUGGCCCAAACAAGCAACCCGAACAACCAGAAGCCAAGCUAUGGCGGCUCCUCCUUCAUGACCUAUCGAUGAAUUGAUUGUCUUUAAGCGAUGAUUUUGAAUGUGAAUUGAAUUGAAUAAACUUUGAUCAUAUAUGUAUCUAUAAGCAUAAGCAUAA
Drosophila mojavensis is the source of this 5539-nucleotide messenger RNA. It is a transcript of the gene Nup214, whose product is annotated as nuclear pore complex protein Nup214. The coding region runs from base 217 to 5454 and encodes 1745 amino acids. The transcript has 8 exons. The record is from RefSeq and is a predicted model, not a curated record. Gene Ontology annotation, cellular component: nuclear pore. Gene Ontology annotation, molecular function: protein binding; structural constituent of nuclear pore. Gene Ontology annotation, biological process: protein import into nucleus; RNA export from nucleus. NCBI's taxonomy places the organism in Eukaryota, Metazoa, Arthropoda, Insecta, Diptera, Drosophilidae.